ACGCAGUUAAAUAUUUUUUAAAUCCAGAGCAGCAUGCCAAACAGCUGGAUAUCAGUAAUAUUUAUGCUGUGUCUAUUUUGGCACAGCAGUUACGGCAAUGUGGGAAAACUUGUGUGCUACUACGAUGGGGCAAGUUUUGUCAGAGAAGGUCCCGCACAACUUUCCCUGCGUGAAUUAGAGAUUGCCUUAGGCUUUUGCAACAUUCUAGUCUACGGCUACGCUGGAAUUGAUGCCGAAACAUUUAAGUUGAAGAGCCUCAACCCACAGCUCACAUACAACCAGGAUCAUUAUCGUCACAUAAUUGCUCUCAAGCAAAAAUUUCCGCACGUUCGUUUUCUACUCUCUGUGGGCGGCGAUCGAGACUUAAACUCUGAAGGUGUUGUGGAGACGGAGACUUACUUGAGAUUGCUAGAGGAGCCUGAGAGGAGGAAUAGCUUUAAGCUUAGUGCCAUUGAAGAGCUGAGAAAAUUUGGCUUUGAUGGUCUAGACUUGGCCUGGCAGUUCCCCAAAAACAAGCCAAAGGUUGAGCGCGGUGCGAUUAAAAAGGCUUGGCAUGCAUUCAAAGGUUGGUUUAAAAACUCCUCCAUCGAUGAAAAAGCGGAGGAGCAUAAGGAACAAUUUGCCACAUUGCUGCGAGAGCUGGCGGUACAAAUGCAAACGAACGGUAUACUGUCGCUGACUAUGUUGCCGCAUGUGGAUGCCUCAUUGUUCAUUGAUGUGGCUAGCGUUAUGAACUACGUCGACUUUGUUAAUCUGGGCACCUAUGAUUUCCAAACGCCUGAGCGCAAUCCCAAGGUAGCCGAUAUACCAGCGCCUCUCUAUGCCAUGUACGAUCGGGAACCUUCGUUUAAUUUGGACUAUCAGGUGCAGUACUGGAUCAAUCAAACGGCCAAUGCUCAGAAGCUGCACAUUGGUGUUGCCACCUAUGCACGUGCUUGGCUAAUGUCUCGGGACUCGGGCAUCACAGGCUACCCGCCCAUUCCAGCCACCGAAGGAGCUGCACCAAUGGGUAAGCAAACGGGCGUUCCCGGUCUACUGAGCUGGCCCGAAGUUUGCGAAUUGCUGCAGGUGCCUUUCAACAAAGACAAGGCACCAUUGCGCAAGGUGGGGGAUCCAACUAAGCGCUUUGGCAUUUAUGCUUAUCACGCUGCCGAAGAUGAAGGUGAGAAAGGUAUCUGGGUGGGCUACGAAGAUCCCACAUCGGCGGCGAUUAAGGCUGGAUAUGUACACGCAAAAGGCCUGGGUGGAGUUGCUCUUUUCGACAUAUCACUGGACGAUUUUCGAGGCCAGUGCGCGGAUGAGAAGUAUCCCAUUUUGAGGAGCAUUAAAUACAAGCUAUAAGUAAUUGUUUAAAUAAACAGACGCUCUCAAGUUGAAGUCCAAUGAA
Messenger RNA from Scaptodrosophila lebanonensis, 1387 nucleotides. RefSeq names its product chitinase-like protein Idgf5 (gene Idgf5). Lineage: Eukaryota; Metazoa; Arthropoda; Insecta; Diptera; Drosophilidae. The coding region runs from base 34 to 1341 and encodes 435 amino acids. Gene Ontology annotation, biological process: carbohydrate metabolic process; chitin catabolic process. The record is from RefSeq and is a predicted model, not a curated record. Gene Ontology annotation, cellular component: extracellular region. The transcript is spliced from 3 exons. Gene Ontology annotation, molecular function: chitin binding.